Haliotis rufescens (red abalone) is the source of this 3564-nucleotide messenger RNA. Its product is annotated as Bardet-Biedl syndrome 2 protein homolog. Gene Ontology annotation, biological process: non-motile cilium assembly. Gene Ontology annotation, cellular component: membrane; ciliary basal body; motile cilium. The record is from RefSeq and is a predicted model, not a curated record. The coding region runs from base 129 to 2351 and encodes 740 amino acids. Lineage: Eukaryota; Metazoa; Mollusca; Gastropoda; Lepetellida; Haliotidae. The transcript has 21 exons. Gene Ontology annotation, molecular function: protein binding.
UCACAUCCGGUUGGAAUGUUUUGGUUGGAGAUGAACAGAACGUACAUCAUGAGCUUGUGAUUGAUACUAUGCACAUCGAUUAACCUAUUAUUAAGGACUUGUCAAGGUUUAUUGUGUAGUCAUCCAAGAUGCUGGUUCCUAUUUUUACCCUUAAGCUGAACCACAAGGUGAACCCCCACAUGGUGACGAUAGGGAAGUAUGACGGCACUCACCCCUCUCUCACCUGUGCAACCACAGCAGGGAAGGUGCUGAUCCACAGUCCCCACACUCGCAGUCAGCGUGGCAUGGGUCCAAUUGUGGCUAGCUCAGAGAAUGAUAUCAGCCUUCUCAAUAUCAACCAGCAAGUGUCAUCAGUGUGUGCAGGCAAACUGCACACGAGCAACAUGAACGACGUACUGGUGGUGGGCACACAGACGAAUCUCAUUGCCUAUGAUGUGGACAAUAACAGUGAUCUCUUCUACAAAGAUACUCCUGACGGCUCCAAUGCUGUGGUCAUCGGACAGCUCGGCACUAUCAGCACACCGCUAGCCAUCGUGGGCGGGAACUGCUCUAUAAUGGGAUUUGACCAGGAUGGCAAUGAUUCAUUCUGGACGGUGACUGGAGACAACGUCUGCUCUCUGGCUAUGGUGGACUUCAACAAUGAUGGACAGAAUGAGUUGAUUGUUGGCUCAGAGGAUUUCGAUAUACGAGUUUUCCGAGAAGAUGAAAUUAUUGCUGAGAUGACAGAAACAGAGGCUGUUACAUCACUGUGUCCAAUGACUGACAGUCGGUUUGGCUAUGCUCUGGCUAAUGGGACAGUGGGUGUGUAUGACAGGACAGCUCGGUACUGGAGGAUUAAGUCAAAGAACCAGGCGAUAGCCAUCCACAGCUUCGACCUUGACUCAGAUGGGGUCCCAGAACUCAUCACUGGCUGGAGUAAUGGCAAGGUUGAUGCCCGGAGUGACAGGACAGGGGAGGUCAUCUUCAAGGACAACUUCAGCACAGCAGUUGCUGGCAUUGUGCAGGGGGAUUACAAGAUGGACACAAUGGCCAACUCGGAGCAGCUCAUCUGUGUGUCUACAGACGGAGAAGUGCGAGGGUACAAUCCAGCUCCGGAGGACAUGGGUGGGAACUUGAUGGACACAAAUAUUGAGCAGGACACAAUCCGAGAGCUAAGUCAGAGGAAACAGAAUUUGCUGUUGGAGCUGCGGAACUAUGACGAGAACAUGAAGACUGCUGCUCAGGGAGUGACUGCCGCCUCUGCCGCUGCUAGUGCCACCUCAAUAGCUAAAGUUGGCAAAGUUGGCGCCAAGAUUGGGGAGUACGAAAGCUCUCAGAUGGGAGUCAUUCCGGCCAACACCCAGCUGCAGACUACCCUGGCCGUCUUCCCAGGAGAGGAGGGCAAACUUCCUCAUGUUGAGUUGAUCAUCAGCACAACCAAUGAUACAGUCAUCAAAGCAGUGCUUAUAUUUGCUGAGGGAAUCUUUGAAGGAGAAAGUCAUGUUGUUCACCCAAGCACCAACUGUCUGUCAGGGAAUCUCAAAGUCCCCAUCGUCCCACCGAAAGACGUCCCAGUGGAUCUGCACAUCAAGGCUCUUGUAGGCUACAAAAUCAGCUCACAGUUCCAUGUGUUUGAGUUGAGUCGGCAGUUGCCACGGUUUUCAAUGUAUGCGUUCUGUGAAACAUCAGUCCCAGAACCAAAGAGCUCUGUCACCCUACAAGUGAAUGACAGAAUACCAAGGCUGCUGAUGUGGAUCAACCAGAACUUUCUACUGCAUGAAGACUUGACUUGUGAAGAUGAUCUCGAGGUCGCCUUCAUGUGUCUACGUGGUGGAGGACCACUCUUCAUCAGGAUGAAUCAGACUGGACAGAUUGUGAUUAAGACAGACAACAUGGACCUGGCUGGCGACAUCAUCCAGGCUCUGGCCGUCUUCCUCAACUUGGAGGACCUCAUGUCCACAGCAGACUUCCCCGUGGAGAUGGAGAGUCUGGAGCAGAUCCUCAAGAAGGUUAAUGAGUACCACUCAGUGAGACAGAAACUGACAGCAGAGAUGGCCGAUCACUCUAACCUCAUCCGCAGCAUGGUCGUCAGGGCAGAAGAUGCUCGCAUUAUGGGAGACAUGAAGAGCAUGAGGAAAGGCUAUAUGGAGCUGUUUGACCUGAACCAGGACCUGAUCAAUGGGUACAAGAUACGCUGUGGCAACCACCAGGAACUUGUGUCGUGUCUGAAGCAGGUCAACCAGAUCAUACAGAAGGCCGGGAGGCUGAGAGUGGGCAAAUACAAGACACAGAUUGUAAAUGCCUGUCGAGCAGCUAUAAAAAAUGACAACAUUAAUGGACUGUACAAGAUCAUUCGGGCAGGAGCAGCUUAAUAUGCAUCACAGUGCCAUCAUCAACAACAGCAACAACAACAACAGAGUGGCAUAUCAGAAUUUUCAGUAAGCAGGAAUGUGUUGAUAACCAGUGACAGAGUGUUUUCUGAACAGCUGUGUCUGUCAGCAGUACUGGUAAUAUUAACAGAUGGCUCUGUCAACAGCAGUGUCUGUUAGCAGUACUGGUAAUAUUAACAGAUGGCUCUGACAACAGCAGUGUCUGCAGAGUGAUCCAUCAACAGCGAUGUCAACUUAGCUCCAUCAACAGCAGUGUCUAUACAGAGCUCUGUAAACAGCAGCAUCAACUGUGAUAAGUACUAUUUUGAAACUAUCUGCUUAUGAGUACAAGAAUUAUUUGAUACUGCUAUUACUUUGUGGACUUUGUGAGUCAUCAGCACAGAUUGGAUGGAGUGAGGACACUGCUUCUUCUUGAACAAACAAGAUCACUGAUGCAGAAUUGCAGGUCAAUGUACACACUGUACAUACUAAAACCCCACAUCAAUGUUAAGGGGACAAGACAUAUUCCCAACAUUACCAUGGUGUGAUAGAUGUUAAUGUAUUGUUUAUAGAACACUAUCUUCAUCCUUGUUAGGGACUGAUACCAUAUCCAGUAAGAUGCAUGACACCCAGGGUGCUUUCUCCAGGUGAAGAUAACCUGGCAUUGCAUUUUCAAGCCAUUUUAAGGAAAUGUGUCAAGUGAGAAUGUGUCAAUAUGUUUGUGGAUUGAUCCUGUGUACACAAAUUGUUUUCAGACAUCUUUUGAAUUCAAGGUAUGUUUUGGUUUGUGGGUAAGAAAAUUACUCAGAAGUUGUUACAUCAUUUAUCCCCAACAUUUUAGUGGCAUAACCGAGCAGUCAGGCUCAGUGUUAUACCAAUAGGACAUUUCUGACUUCUUUCUCCAUAAGAUGUUUACAUAUUAUUCUGUUACUCUUGAAAUACAACAUGUAUGUAUCACAACAACAGACUGAAAGAACUACUUGCAUCAGUAUUGUAUGAUGUGUUCAUUAAUCUGGGAAUCAAUUGAUGUUUUAAUUGGUUGAAAUAUUGAUUUCAAUUAUUAUCAAUGACACAACAUCUCCAAGUUACAUUUCUUCAACAUGUAUGUUGUGCAAUUGUUGAUAUAGAAACAUGUAUGUCACAAUGUCCAGUGUAUUUUUUCUGUCUAUAUUUUGAUAUUGUACAAACUGCACAACAAUGAUUCCGUCCUCAUGCU